This is a messenger RNA of Brassica napus (rape), 489 nucleotides long. RefSeq names its product peptidyl-prolyl cis-trans isomerase-like 1. Gene Ontology annotation, molecular function: peptidyl-prolyl cis-trans isomerase activity. The record is from RefSeq and is a predicted model, not a curated record. Gene Ontology annotation, biological process: protein peptidyl-prolyl isomerization. The transcript is spliced from 3 exons. Gene Ontology annotation, cellular component: catalytic step 2 spliceosome. NCBI's taxonomy places the organism in Eukaryota, Viridiplantae, Streptophyta, Magnoliopsida, Brassicales, Brassicaceae. The coding region runs from base 1 to 489 and encodes 162 amino acids.
AUGGACAGAGGAGACUGUGACAAACACUCACCGAAAACUUGCCGGAACUUCGUCGAGCUAUCACGGAGAGGUUACUACGACAACGUUCUCUGUCACAGAAUCAUCAAGGAUUUCAUUGUGCAAGGUGGAGAUCCUACUGGAACUGGAAGAGGUGGCCAAUCCAUUUUAUCAGUCACUCAGCUUCAAGCCCAUCAUGGACAGAGGCUCUAUGGCUUUGUCACUGGUUCCGAGAUUCAGCCCUCUGAGACUCUCAUGGCUCCAACAAUCUCUGACGUUUCUACCCCCAUUCCAAACCCCGACCAUCCGCUUUGGUUCCAAAAAGACCAAGUUGUCCAAGCGUGGCUUCUUGGUUCCCUCUCCGACUCCAUUCAACACUUGGUUAUGCACUGCUCAACAGCCAAGGAGAUCUGGAGCACCAUCGAAGAGCACUUCAACAAACCCACAAACUCCAGGUUGUUUGAGCUUCAACACAAGAUGCAGACGGUCUAA